Messenger RNA from Amphiprion ocellaris (clown anemonefish), 3187 nucleotides. RefSeq names its product copine II (gene cpne2). Gene Ontology annotation, cellular component: plasma membrane. Gene Ontology annotation, molecular function: calcium-dependent phospholipid binding. Gene Ontology annotation, biological process: cellular response to calcium ion. The transcript has 17 exons. NCBI's taxonomy places the organism in Eukaryota, Metazoa, Chordata, Actinopteri, Pomacentridae. Bases 345 to 1985 code for a protein of 546 amino acids. The record is from RefSeq and is a predicted model, not a curated record.
GCGCUGGGCGCAGAGAGCUCAGUCCGGGCUGCGAGGAUGGUUUAUCUUCGCACGCUGUUGCGCCUCCUUCCAGGACACUCGAGUUGAAACUGAAAAAUGCCACUUUUCACGCCUUUGUAGGGGGAAAAAGUGGCUUUAAAAAAUAAAUAAAUAAAUAAAUAAAUAAAUAAGAAAAGCAUCUCCACUGCGCGCAGCAAUUAAAGAAUUUAUCAAGUGAGAAGCGGCUGAGAAGUUGGUCGUCAUCUACUGAGGGUUCUGCUGCCGCCUCCUCCUCCUGCAGGAAGGUGUGGAUGUGCGGUGUGACUGGGGUCUUCAGCAGGGCUGAUCAGCUGUGACCUCAGAUCAUGGCCUACACUUCAGGCUCGGCUCCGGACGGCCAGACUCGUGUCGGACCUCAGCACUGCGUCACUCGGGUUGAGCUGUCCGUCACCGCCACCAGCCUGCUGGACCGAGACGUAGCCUCCAAGUCGGACCCCUUCUGCGUCCUCUUCCAUGAAGUGGACGGAAACUGGGUGGAGCUCGGACGCACUGAAACAGCUGUGAACAACCUGAACCCGGUGUUCGGGGUGAAGUUUCAGGUCGACUACCACUUUGAGGAAAUCCAGAAACUUCGCUUUGCCAUGUUUGACGAGGACAAAUGUGCCACGCAGCUCUACGAACACGACUUCCUGGGAGAGUUUAUCUGCACACUGGGAGUGAUUGUGUCCAAUAAGAAGCUUCACAGACCGUUGAUUUUAGCCAAUGGGAAGCCAGCUGGCAAAGGAUCCAUUACGAUAACAGCACAGGAGCUGUCUGACAACAGAAUCAUCACUUUGACCCUGAGUGGGCGUAAACUGGAUAAGAAGGACUUCUUCGGUAAGUCGGACCCCUACCUGGAGUUUCACAAACAAGGAGAAGACGGUAAAUGGAUGCUGGUGCACAGGACAGAGGUGAUAAAGAACACUUUAGAUCCAGCGUGGAAAUCUUUUACCGUGCCUCUUAUUUCGCUCUGCAAUGGAGACGUGGACAGAAACAUCAAGGUCCUCUGCUACGACUACGACAACGACGGAGGCCAUGACUUCAUCGGAGAGUUUCUGACCACAGUUUCCAAGAUGAGCGAAGCCCAGAACUCAGUGGAGGUGGAGUUCGACUGCAUCAAUCCCAAGAAACAGAAAAAGAAGAAGAACUACAAGAACUCUGGAAUUAUCAUCGUCAAGUCCUGCAAGAUUACCAGAGACUACACAUUUCUGGAUUACAUACUGGGAGGAUGCCAGCUCAUGUUUACAGUCGGUAUAGACUUCACGGCGUCUAAUGGGAACCCCCGAGAGCCGUCCUCCCUCCACUACAUCAAUCCUCUGGGCAGCAACGAGUACCUGGCUGCCAUUUUAGCUGUGGGACAAAUCAUACAGGACUACGAUACCGACAAAAUGUUUCCUGCUCUGGGAUUUGGAGCCCAACUCCCACCAGACUGGAAGGUGUCGCACGAGUUUGCCAUCAACUUUGACCCAACCAACCCUUUUUGCUCAGGCGUGGAAGGCAUCGCCCAGGCCUACUCCGCCUGCCUCCCUCACAUUCGCUUCUAUGGCCCGACGAACUUCGCUCCGAUCAUCAACCAUGUAGCACGCUUUGCUGCUCAGGCCCUUCAGCAGGAGAAAGCAGCGCAGUACUUCACACUCCUCAUCAUCACAGACGGUGUCAUCAGCGACAUGGAUGAGACCCGCGAUGCCAUUGUACAGGCGUCUAAGCUGCCCAUGUCCAUCAUCAUCAUCGGUGUGGGCAACGCAGACUUCGCUGCCAUGGAGUUCCUUGACGGAGACGCCAGCGUGUUGAGGUCCAACACGGGAGAAGAGGCUGUUCGGGACAUCGUGCAGUUCGUCCCUUUCAGAGAUUUCCGUAAUGCACCCAAGGAGACCCUCGCCAAAUCCGUCCUGGCCGAGCUGCCUCAGCAGGUCACCCAGUACUUUAAACAGCGGAAUCUACCACCAGCCAACAUGGCGCCAGAGUGAGACGGAGCCCAACAAGCUGUACAAUAGCUCGACGAAACCUCUCUUCUCGUUAAUACAGAACAAAAGUAUGUAUGUCAGCUGUGAACUAAAAAAUAAAUCAAACAUUGAAGACAUUCCUGUCAUUAUAUUUGCAAAGUUUUUACUGGUUACAGAAUGUUUGGUCAGUAUCUAGUGUGAAUCCAUCAGAAGUGAUAUUCUUUGUUUCUUUAAGCUAAAGAUCUACGACGGUGAAGGACCUUGCAUGUGUAAAGAGGCCAGAUAAUAUGCAGGUAAAACGCUGGCCAUUUUUAGACGGAUGAAAAAUGAUUCAUCGAGAUGUAGUUUUCAUUUUACUUUUUGCAUGUGUUUGUGUCUUGUGAUUGAUACCAUGUGAUACAUACAACUCCUUUGUGUGAAGUCCUUUGUAAGCUGAGCUGUAUCAGUGGUUGAUUCCUCUCCCGUUGUUGUAUGGAUCCUUUUUGAGGUAGCAGAUCAGAUGAAAGCUGUUUGUGCUCAUGUGUGGUGGUCUGAUGGACUCAGCAGAGCACGAUUUCUUCACCCCGUCACCGGAGGGAGGUUUUUAUUUAGAAGUUUUGACCAGCAGUGGUCUGAUAGGUGGGUUUAACGCUAAUCGAAGAGGACGGACUCAGAUUAAAAUGGGGUCAUAAUGGCAACUGUAGCACUAACACAGAAUAGAUGUGGGAUACUGAGGGAACUCAUUAGGCUGUUAAAUAUGGGGCCAUUUUGCUAGCUUUUGCAAAAUCCUUGUAUUUCUUAUGACUUUGGUUCAUCCUGCAUGUCACCAAUAUCUACUCACUGUUUACAAACCAAUGCUGAUGAACACAGACGCAUGAUGUUUUAGGGGUUUUUUUGGCCAAACUAUGUAUUUAUCAGAUUCUGUAAAUAUUUUAUGAGAUUCUCUUGAAAGUAAAUGAAGUAUUACACAAUAAAUGAAGAUGUUGUAACUGUCAGAGUUUUAAAGAGCAGAAGCAGAGAAGCUUCUGAUAUGCAUAUAUAUCGAAUGUAUAUUUCUAUGAUGCCGUUUGUGUUAUGAUAAGCCAACGUUUCUGCCAUGUUUUUAAUGUACUUUUUAUGCAGUGCUGAAUUGUGUAAUUAAACAACCACGUGUAUUGCUGUGUAUAUUUGUAUUAAAUGUGUUCACUAUUAAUUUUAUAAAGUUGUGUCUGUGUCCACGUGCAGGUUAAUAAAUGGAAAGAAAGUCA